Messenger RNA from Phyllotreta striolata, 3496 nucleotides. The record is from the annotation of a GenBank genome assembly. NCBI's taxonomy places the organism in Eukaryota, Metazoa, Arthropoda, Insecta, Coleoptera, Chrysomelidae.
UAGCUGCAAGACGAGGCGGUGAGUGAUAGCCGGCGUACUGGGAAGUUUGGUUUUUUUUCGUUGGUACCGACGAAAUUAGUACGGCAGCGCGCGCUGGCUCGAAUCGCUGGAAAACAACCCCUCCGAUCCGGUGCGAGAGCGUAUUAAUAGUGCCGCGUGAAAGCGUCCCGGGAAAUUCGAGCCGGAAAGGCGAUUGUGGAUUUUCUCAGCGCGAUUUUCUUCGGACAAAUCGGAGAAAUGAUUCAUCGGCCGACAUGUAGGCUUAGAAAUAUUGUGCUGGUGUUCGCUAUAGUGAUUUUGCUGAUCCAUGUGGUGUCGUCAGAAAGAGUGUCGAGAAGGAGGCUUCGCAGGCCGACGAAAUCGUCGGUAACGGUGAGCAAAGACCAGGAAGUCUCCUCCAGCAUAUCCAAAGUGAGACGAACCAGGCCCAACAGCAGGAAACCGUCGGAUAAUUCCGUCGCCGCCGCCAAAAAGGACGACGACGACGGCUACAAAGUGGUCUGCUACUACACCAAUUGGUCGCAAUAUCGAGUCAAACUCGGCAAGUUCACGCCCGAGGACAUCCUGCCGGACCUCUGCACGCACAUCAUCUUCGCCUUCGGCUGGCUGAAGAAGGGCAAACUGUCUUCCUUCGAGAGCAACGACGAAACCAAAGACGGCAAGGUCGGCUUGUACGAGAAAAUCCAGAAACUGAAGAAAGCCAAUCCGAAACUCAAGACCCUCCUCGCCAUCGGCGGUUGGUCCUUCGGCACGGCGAAAUUCAAGGAAAUGUCCGCCACCCGGUACUCCAGACAGACCUUCAUUUACAGUGCCAUACCGUUCCUCAGACAACGAGGCUUCGACGGGCUCGACUUGGACUGGGAGUACCCCAAAGGGUCCGAAGACAAGAAGAACUUCGUACUAUUAGUCAAAGAACUCCGCGAAGCCUUCGAAGCCGAAUCGCAGGAGAUCAAGAAGAACCGGCUGCUUCUCUCUGCGGCCGUUCCCGUCGGUCCCGAUAACAUAAAAGGCGGCUACGACGUGCCCGCCGUGGCUUCCUACAUGGACUUCAUCAACGUCAUGGCGUACGAUUUCCACGGCAAAUGGGAGAAGGAGACCGGCCACAACGCCCCGCUGUACUCGCCCCAAAGCGACAGCCAGUACCAGAAGCAGCUAAACGUCGAUCACGCCGUCAAUCUAUGGGCUAAAUUAGGCGCACCGAAGGAGAAACUAGUAGUGGGUAUGCCCACUUACGGUAGAUCGUUCACGCUGUCGAAUCCCAGCAAACAGCACGGAGUACACGCGCCGAGCAGCGCCGGCGGCAAAGAGGGCGCCUACACCAAAGAAGGCGGCUUCCUGGCCUAUUACGAGAUCUGCGAGAUGCUGCUCGCCGGCGACGCGACCUACUAUUGGGACGAGGAGAUGCAGGUGCCCUACCUGGUGCAGGGCGACCAAUGGGUCGGCUUCGACGACGAGCGCUCCAUCAGGCGCAAGAUGCGCUGGAUAAAAGAGAACGGGUUCGCCGGCGCCAUGGUGUGGACCGUCGACAUGGACGAUUUCACCGGUACAGUUUGCGGCGGGGAGGUGAAAUAUCCGCUGAUUGGAGCCAUGAGGGAAGAACUAAGAGGUAUAACUAGAGGUAAGGACACCAAAGAUGUCGAUUGGGAGAAAAUCGCCGGACCUGAUGAAUCCGAUGACGACGAUGAAGAUGACGAUGAUGAAGACGACGAAGACGUUAAACCCAAACCGAUCAAAAUAUCCGUAGCGGACGUGUUGAAACGAGUGAGGAAACCCAACGGAAAGAAAUCGAUCGCUUCUAACGCAGCCAAGAGAGUUAACAAAAAAGUUCGCAAACCUCAAGUCUUCUGCUACAUGACCAACUGGUCGUACAAGCGACCCGGCUCCGGGAAAUUCACGCCCGAAGACGUCAAUCCGGCGCUCUGUACUCACGUCGUCUACGCCUUCGCCACGCUCAAGGACCACAAACUGGCCGAGGCCAACAGCAAGGACCCCGAGAUGUACGAGAGGGUGAUCGAGCUCCGCGAGAAGAACCCCGAAUUGAAGGUUUUGCUGGCGAUAGGCGGUUGGGCGUUCGGCUCGACGCCCUUCAAGGAACUCACCGGGAACGUGUUCAGAAUGAACCAGUUCGUCUACGAAUCGAUCGAGCUGCUGAGAGAGUACAAAUUCAACGGUUUGGACGUGGAUUGGGAGUACCCCAGAGGAGCCGACGAUAGAAUAGCUUACGUGAAUCUAUUGAGAGAACUAAGGGUAGCAUUCGAAGGCGAAGCUAAGAGCAGCGGUCAACCGAGGUUGAUACUCACAGCAGCUGUACCGGCUUCGUUCGAAGCCAUCGCAGCCGGUUACGACGUACCCGAAAUAUCCAAAUACCUGGACUUCAUCAACGUGAUGACCUACGACUUCCACGGGCAAUGGGAGCGAACAGUAGGCCACAACGCUCCCCUAUUCCCCUUGGAAAGCGCCUCCAAGUACCAGAAGAAACUCACAGUGGACUACUCGGCGAGGGAGUGGGUGAGGCAGGGCGCGCCCAAGGAGAAGCUGAUGAUCGGCAUGCCGACGUACGGCCGCAGCUUCGAGCUGGUCAACGAGACGCAGUUCGACAUCGGCGCGCCGGCCAGCGGGGGCGGCGUGCCCGGCAAGUACACCGCCGAGGCGGGCUUCGUGAGCUACUACGAGGUGUGCGACUUCCUGCGCGAGGACAACACCACGCUGGUGUGGGACAACGAGCAGCAGGUGCCGUUCGCUUACAGGGCGAACCAAUGGGUGGGAUUCGACGAUGAGAGGAGCUUGAAAACGAAGAUGGCUUGGUUGAAGGAGGAAGGUUUCGGCGGGAUUAUGAUUUGGUCUGUGGAUAUGGAUGAUUUUAGAGGAUCUUGUGGUAGUGGAAAGUAUCCGUUAAUCAACGCAAUGAGGCAGGAACUCGAGGGGUAUAAAGUGAAGCUCGAAUACAGCGGACCUUAUGAAACUAGCGUGUCUUCUGGACAAUAUACAACUAAGAAUCCGAACGAGGUGACAUGCGAAGAGGAAGAAGGUCAUAUCAGUUACCAUCCGGAUAAAGCGGAUUGCAAGAUGUACUACAUGUGCGAAGGGGAGAGGAAACAUCACAUGCCCUGCCCGGCGAAUUUGGUGUUCAAUCCGGACCAGAAUGUGUGCGAUUGGCCGGAGAACGUGGAAAGUUGCUCGCAAUUCACGCAAGCGCCACCGGCCAGUUAAGCGGCUGGUUCCAAUCAGUUUAUUCUAUUAUUUUUUUAGCCAAGUGAACAUUUAAAGACUGGUCGAUUGCGAGGGAGGAAAUUUUUACCGACGCGAGAAAUUUAAUUUUUAUUAUGUUUGUUCUGUUCGUCUCGUGGUGUUUGAUUUGAAAAUUUGUACGAAAUUGUAUUGUAAUCGCGAAUUUGCUAAAUUUUAUUGUUACACGAAAUAUGCGUUUUUGGAAUGUUUGUAUAAUGUAUUUAUAGCGUUUUUGUAAAUAGUUAUAUUUAAAUAAAGUGCAUCUUUU